UGGUGCGUUAACAGCAAUAACUUCUCACAUGUGUCUGUGCUCUGCAGGAGGAGCUGGUGUCCAAGGUGGAGAAGAUGCGUCAGGCAAUCCUCGAGGGCAUCAACCUGUCCCGCCCUCCUCCUCCUCCCCCUCCUCUUCCACCUCCUCCCUUCCUCCCCGCUUCCAUGGUGCCCCCUUUCUACCCCAUGCCUCCCCUCUACCCACCUCGCCCCAUGGGCAUGCCUCAUCAUCAUCACCCACACCAUCCUCACUACCCCGCCCAGCACAGACCAAGAGCCUUCCCAGGCCUUCAGUCAAUCCCCCCCCAGGGAGGGAAACUGGAGAUCGCUGGCAUGGUCGUCGGCCAGUGGGCCGGGAACAAACCAGUCCGUGGGAGAGGGGGCUUCAACAUGCAGGUGGUGUCAGUGGGAGCAGGGAGAGGGAGGGGUAAAGAGAUUCCAGCUAAACCAAGGGUGGUGAAAAAGACGCCUACCAACAGAUCACAGACGUCGCCUCCCCCCCCCUCCAGCAGCCCCCCAAAGCCCUCAGAGGAGGCGGCCGGCUCUCCAGAGGCUGCGCCUCAGCAGCUGAACGGCAGUGCUGCAGCCAUCGCCCCCCCCCUGGAGCUGGCCCCCCUGGCCCAGCCAAUCCCGUGUGCCUUAGCCAGAGACAACCAAUCAGAUGGGGUGGAAGUGGAGGUCCCCUUUUGCCUUGACGACUGCCCGUCAGACGGAGCGCUACAGAAGGAGGAGUGACGGCGUCCUCUCCCAGGAUGCAUUGCUCUGAGAGAGUUCUGUGUUUGACUGCCUUCCCCUGUUUUUGUAGCCCCGCCCUGCUAGCUGUGCAGCGUCACAUGGAGCAGGAGGUGCAGCGAGGCUCGCCCCCACCCCCCCCCUGCUCCAUGGGACGUUCAGUGGCAGUUAGCUGUUACUUCCUGUUAAGUUUUUCAUGUGGUUUUACAUUGUUUUACAAAGAGAGGUUUUCUCCAUGAGUCUGUAAGCGCCCCGCCCCUCAAAAAUCCUAAAUGCCUCCCUCCUGCAUUCAAGAGUAAAAUAAGCUUAAGCCCACCCCCGUUACAACCAAGCACUUAAACCCCCCCCCCUUAAAGUAUGGGUAUCUGUACAGUUAAAAUGUCUUAUUUUGUGUUUUUAAUGGUCCCAUUGUCAGAUGUUAAGCAUGCGGUUUAGGGUGACAGAUUGGAUGUGGUUUCCAUGGUUACAGCAUCUAGGCCUGGGCGCCAUGGUCGGUGUUGACGUGUUUGAUGGUUGGUUUGUUGCCAUAGCCGUCUCGUGUGAGAUUUAUCUUACAUGAAUUCUAGGUAUGUGAGUAAGAUUUUAACAAAGUGAUGGUACCAUUCUUCUGUGCAGUGACCCCCCGCCCCUCCGUACUCACAACGUUGGUAUACUUACUAGCAAAGAACCCCUUUUAUUGAUUGAUUGGUUAUCUAUCACAGGAGCACUUCUGCACCACCACGGUAUUGGCGUGAUAUCUUACUUUGACCAAUGUAGCAUAGACCAGUGCUUAGCUGUGCUUUGAGACCCCCCGCAUUUAUGCACCUUAAGCCCUAAAGUAUGAAAGAUAUAACCCCGCUCCUCCAAAAAAAAAAGUGCAUUAUAAUAUUAUCCUCCCAUGCCCCUUGUCCUUUACUCCCAAAGCUUUGAUUGUAUUACCCAAACGGAAGCACUUAAUGUUGUAUUUAAAUAUGAUGAAUUUGAACAAACCCCUAUACCGGUUAAUUGACCGUCUGAGAGGGGUGUUCCCCGCCCCUAAGUAAAUCAUUAUGACUUGUAGAACUACAUAUAAAGGUAGAGAUGUAUUUGAGAGACAUCAGAAUGUGAACAGAGUGGUUUCAGACAAAGAGGCACUUUGUUUUUAAAAAAAAAAAAAAAGAAAAGUUUAAACCACACUGGAUAGUCUUCUACCAGGUGAGAAAGAAAUGAUAAAACUCUGAGGCACGUUCUGGAGUUCAAGGCCAAAAAAGAAAAGAAUAAUGCUGCCAGACAAAAGAUGGAUAUGAACGGUGAGGGUUUGGGUAACUGCUGCCAGGCGGAGUUCCCCGCAGACUGGCCUCGCACGUUCAGACAUAAAACUUUGCAAUUAAGCUGAAAAAGGACUCCUGAUGUUCCGCGUCGAGGGUCCUUGGGAAUCUUUUCAGAUUUCUAAAAAAAAGUUAUUUCCAAAGUGUAUUUUAAGAAAGGCCAGCCUACUGAGGCAGCCAGUGAUAUAAAAGGGGUGUGGCGAGUGACAAAUCCUCAAAGAGCCCCCCCCCCCCACCCACUCAGGUGGUGAUUGAGUUUCGGUUGUCAUUUACGAUAGCCCAACACCAUGAGCCGCAGCGCUCUGGUGUGUCACUUUAGACCAACAGGAAGCACUUCCCUGCCCUGAAGCACCUCGGCCUGAAAACACGGCGAGGCUUUAUGGGUCGGAUCACAUGACGGGAGAGAGGGAGGCCUCAUGGCGGACCCCCCAGAGGGCCGCUCAACAAUCUGAGACUUCUAAGAUAUUGAAUUGUUUUAUUAGAGCACUUAUGUUUGUAGAGAAUGAGAUGUGUCCCACAUAGUAGAUUUCAUCUGACUACGGAAAUACAAUUUACCAAUAGCCGGUAGCACAACUGCAAAAUGUAAAAAGCAGUACACCGACAGAUACUGCCUGAGAGAUGCUGGCCAUGAUCAUUGUAAAUCUCUAUAAACUUACUUGGAGAGGUUGAAAUGAGCUCACUAUGUUAAAAAAAGGCAAGUCAACAAAGAAGCACCUUAUUUUCUUACUAUGUUGAUGACUUGUGCUCUAUCGUGUGCCACAAAAUUGACAUGGAAAAGAAGCUCUUACGAAAUGCCGUUUUGAAGGAAAAAACCCUGACUAUAUCUGUAAGUGUUAAUGUAGUCGCGUCAGACAUCCCCUCAGUUUAUGAACUCAACCAUGACCGUUGACCCAGCCGCGAGUCGUAGGCCUACGCUCGCCAUCACAAGGCUGGGCCGCGCCGCCGUCUCUUACACCAAAUGAAAUCAGAGGUUUCGGACCCGUUAGCCGUUGAUUGGUAGGGAUUAAGAGUUCGAGUACUGUAGGUGUUCAUAGGUGAAGAGUAGGUAACGGCGUCGGGCUGAACACAGGACUGUAAUAACACAGACACCAAGACUAGGCUAGAGAAUAUAGCUCCACUGGCCGAAAAAUACUAAGUCUAGAAUUACUAGGAGUCAUAUACUUAACUGCUUUUCAACUUUUGACAUUAGUACAAAUAUGUGUAUCGCAACAGUACAUUGUUAGAAGAUGGCUUUUCUGCGGCGAGCCAGAGCGUGAUCUGGUAUACGAUGCCCUCUCUCGAUUCGCUCGCCAGAUACCAGAAAUGCCACACAGACACACACAUAUACAUUUAAACAAAACACACACAUACAGGUAUUCAGUUGCAUUUGUUACCAGCGGCAUUCUCUCUGCUUUUGUGCUGAAGUGAUUUUGUGCAGUUUCAGUUCCCAGUGGAGUGCUCUUCAGUUCAUCAGAGAUCAUUUUUUGGUAACACAUUCUACUGAGUCUUAUACAAAAAAAAUAUCCCACAUUUUCAAGUUUGCAUGGAUGGAUUUAAAAAUACAGGCCAUGACAAACACAACCAUAUAUACACACACUUAAACACACACACUUACACACACACAUUACCACACAACACACACAUACAUAGAUGUUAAACCCUGAGUUACACAGUAGCUAGUAUGGAUAAAAUAAAGUCAACACAAUACAUGAUGUAGUGUCCCUCUCUCGUCCUUGUCUGUUUUAGUUCGAUAGAUAUUUGAUCAGUGAUUUUUAUGCUUGUUAUCCUAACCCCCCGCCCCCCCCUGCUAUUACACUUUUUCUCGCCCCCCCUCCUACUCCCCCAUAAAAGGUUCAUUCACUUCUUCUCUUUAAUGCCCCCUAAUCUUCCUUGUAGUCUACAUGCAUCCACACACACACACAGACACACAACAUGGCCACUGAUUUAAAUUUGCACUGACACAAAACCAAUCCACACAUUUUACACACAGGUUACCCCUCCUGUCCGGUUCUUCAGUUCUCUCUUUCACUCUUAUCGCCUCCCUCUCUGCCUCUCCUUUUAGCCCCUUUUAGGACCGUUUCUAUUGGCUGUUUUUUCUCUUUGGGCUGCCCCGCCCCUUAAUCAACCCAACUAACAGUAAAGGUUAUAUUAACGUUGAUAAUCAGUUUCUGUAUGUAUCUAGCCAGAGUCUGGAAAAAAAAAUCUGAAAAAAAAAAAUCAAAACGGUUUUAUUCAAUUGUGCAAAUGUGUUUUUUCUUACUAUUUUUAAUGUUAUUACAUCUUCUAAUCUAAUCCUUCUACCAUUGCUUCAGUUAGUACUGAAAUACGCUUAGCCAACCUAGAGAUUUGAACUGUAAUGAUUGCGAUUUUCCUUACCUGUAUUUUAUAUGGCAUCUUUAGACCACCGUUUAUUAUGUACGUAAGUAAAUAUUGCCCGUUUUCGAAAUUCAAAUUGUCGUCUGCACUAUGUUCUGAUCCUCAUAAUAUCCCUGAAAACUAUUUCGUGGUCGACUCAUUAUCAAUCUAAGCUGAACUUGCACAAAGCAGCGUAACAUCUCUUGUAAACACCUGAGAACCAAAGUACACCUAGCAUCCCCUCUACUCCAUAUAAAGCCCCCCAUAGCCCCUCCCGCUCCCCGGCAUCGACGGUUUACCCCCGAGUAACAAGUUUUCCGAUGAGUAUGAUUAUAUAUAUAUAUAAUGACAUUACAGCACGUGUGAUUUAUCUGACAAGUCUGUGAGGUAACGGUGUUUUUUUAAACGCCGUGGUUUUCGUGGAGACGCAGACAGACAGGGAAAGGAAGGAAGUUUUUGUUCGACAGUGAGUGAGCGAGUGGGCAGGUUUUAGGCAUUGUGGGUCAAAUCACCCCUCCUGUUGCUCGCUCACGCCUUUUUGUAACUUCUUCAUUGACUGAAUUCAGGCUGUGUGCGAGCCAUUUGCACACGCUCAGAUCAACACUAAUACAAAAAGGAACAACAUCUGGCAGAUGUGCUUUCAGUCACGCUGGGGUUUUGGCGCCCUCUUUAGCAUUUCUCACAUGUUAUUGUUGUGCUCUCUCAAACUUGCCUUUAACUGCCCAGACUCGGAUUGAAUCUGAGGAGCUGAGUCUCUUCACACGUGGGCAUGGAUAUUCUGAAUGUGGCUGGAUUUUCCUCAAAACACAAAUCUGAGAUUAUUUAGCAUCUAAAUACAUGGCAUGUGAAGUGCAACUAAGAAAUCAUUUAUGAUUGUUAAGAUCCACAAUCGUAUUCUAAGACCCAUACUACACCCUUUCACCAAGUUUCAGGAUCAUUAUUCAUUUUUGUAAACCUGCGUACAAAGAAACCAAUCUGAAAACAUUUCCUUGGUGAAGUUAAUUAAUAGAUUAGAGGUUAAUCUAUGAACAAAUCUGCAACUAUAUACUACCAUUUUGUUAAUUUAGAUCAAAUGUUGGAGCAAAAAUUUCAAGCAUUUUCUUAACAGGCCUUUUUAUUUAUUUAUUCUCACAUUAAGACAAAAACAAGAAAAGAAGGGCAUAUUAAUUGAAAGUACUUCUUAGUUGCCACGUGGAUUUGUUCAUGACUUUUUGCAUGGAAAUUGUGAAACUUAUUUUUUUAAAUGUUAUUCAUUCAACUAUGAAUUUGUUAAUUGAGAAAAUGACAUCAAACAAUCAAUUCAAUGCAUUUCUGAUCAAUUUCCUGCUCUCAGCCGAAGUGUCAUGAGGAAAAUUCACCUUCUCUGACUGAAAUGAUAAGAGUUGUCCAGCGGAUAGUAAAGGCAUCUUGCCUCACAGCCGACACAAAUGGGAGCGCCUCUUCAGGAGCUCGACAAUGUUGAAGAGAACCAAAAGUCCCAGAAGAAUAUAAGUGUGCUAUGUUGUAUUGUAGAAGUCAAACAGUGUUAUUGUCUGUCAUACAGAAUGUGGAAAGGGGUCAUCAGCUGUGUUGUACCUGUUCUGAUCUAUUUGCAGGGUUCUCACAGCAUUUUGUCCUGCUUGAAUAAAGGUCCCUAUAUGUCUGUCUCUCUCUACACUGCCAAACCCUCCCUCAACAGCCCCCCAAGCUCCAGUAUAAUCCCCCCCCNCCCCCUCCUCCAAUGGAGUCCCAAAAAAUGGGUUCAAGUUGAUCAUUAUUGGCUAUUUUUUUGUUUUGUCACGAUUGGGCCCUUAGCCACAAAUGUACCAAUGCAUGUACUACAGUAUCCACUCAAAACUACCUGCGCAACGAAAAGGGUUAAAUUUAUCCAUAAUAUUAUUGUUAUAGAAAUAUUAUCAUCAUUAUUGCUGUUAUAAUUAUGGUCGGUAUAAUUUGUCAUCAUUGUUAGCAUUAUGGAAGCACCAGACUGUUUGUGGAAAGAUGAGAAAAAAGAAAGCUUUUUUUUUUUUUUUUUGUCUGGCUGUUGGUGGUCUGAUCUCACAGAGGGAGGGGAGGAAAGGUUCAGAAAGAGACAAAGAUGGCAGUCAUGUUUGUACUGGUUGGGAAAUGACUUACAGUGCUGAAAUAAAAUUUAUUCUUUUAGUAAAAAAAGUA
This is a messenger RNA of Notothenia coriiceps (black rockcod), 6505 nucleotides long. Its product is annotated as constitutive coactivator of PPAR-gamma-like protein 2. Lineage: Eukaryota; Metazoa; Chordata; Actinopteri; Perciformes; Nototheniidae. The record is from RefSeq and is a predicted model, not a curated record. Gene Ontology annotation, cellular component: nucleus. The transcript has 4 exons. The coding region runs from base 75 to 734 and encodes 219 amino acids.